Molecule: messenger RNA, 693 nt
Organism: Zingiber officinale
Lineage: Eukaryota; Viridiplantae; Streptophyta; Magnoliopsida; Zingiberales; Zingiberaceae
Exons: 1
Coding region: 97-390 (97 amino acids)
Source: RefSeq, a predicted model, not a curated record
CAUGAAUGCAGCACAUGAAGGAUAGAAUCUGGCUUUAGUUCCAACUUCUAACUUCCAAUUAACCAAGCAGCAGUGUCUGUUAUCUCCGUGGCAACGAUGGACUUCUACUCUCAGAGCUUCCACAAGCUUCUUUGCUUUGGGUUGCUAUUGGCCUGCAUACAGGGGAAGGCGUACGGGAUCAGAAAUAUAGAUCUUGCUCUCGGAUGGAAGGAAGAAACUGACAUGAAAGCCAUUGUGAAGGUGCGAUACCUCGGCGACACCAGUACCUCCUCCUCUGAGAAGCUCGGUGCAUGGAAGAAUUCAGCUGCUGGGCCAUCGCCGUUCGAUCCCAACGAGACAAGCAAACGGAGAGUUCAAAGAGGUUCCGAUCCCAUCCACAACCGCUGCUGACAAACAGAAGCUGCUGCUGCAGCAGCAGAAACUAAGUGAAGAUCAUGAGGAUCUCUGCGCUGUCAGUUACUCUCUCCUAUUUGAGCAUCUAAUGGCUAAUUUGCUGGAGAAGUAUUGGUACAUAGUUGUUGAAGGCCACAUGGAUCGUAGUAAUUUUUUUUUUAAAAAAAAAGUGUGCAUACAACUCCCCUGAUCGAGUAGUAGUAGAGCAGAGAUAAAAGUUGAGAUAUGAAGUGCAUUUAUCAUUUGAGAUGAUUCCUGAAUUGUAUCAGAAAAUGUAUUCAAUGGCACUGACUGCCCUGU